AAUAAAAACCUUGAUUUAAAAAUUGAUAGAGAAGAAUGUUGUUAUGAUGUUUCAAAAGGGUACAACUGUACAAAUAGAGAGGCAUGACAUUAGUGGGACACAGAAAUGGUUUAUUACCCCUUGGUGAUAACACAGAUGGUAUUCUCAAUGGAAUUGGUCUGAGAAGUAUUUCCUGUUGGGUAAAUUCUUUAUACAAGCCAAAUGAUAUAUAGUGAUUGAAUGUUUAAAAAAAUAAUAAGAAUAGCUCUUUGCUGCACUACUGUGAGGAUGAAGACCAUUCUCAACAGCCAGACCAUCAACAUUCCCAAGAACAUCAACAUCACUCUGAAGGGACACACAGUUAUUGUGAAAGGUCCCAGAGGAGCCCUACGGAGGGACUUCAAUCACAUCAAUGUUGAGCUCAGUCUCCUUGGAAAGACGAAGAAGAGGCUGCAAGUUGACAAAUGGUGGGGAAACAGAAAGAAACUUGCUAACAUUCACACUAUCUGUAGUCACGUCCAGAACAUGAUCAAGGGUGUUACAAUGGGCUUCUGCUACAAGAUGAGGUUUGUGUAUGCUCAUUUCCACAUCAAUGUCAUUAUUCAGGAGAAUGAAUCUCUUGUUGAAAUCCAAAAUUUCUUGGGUGAAAAAUACAUCCAGAAGGUUCAAAUGAGACCAGGUGUUGAUCGUUCAGUAUCUCAAGCCCAGAAAUAUGAGUUGAUCCUUGAAGGCAAUGAUACUGAACUUGUUUCAAAUUCAGCUGCUUUGAUACAGCAAGCCACGACAGUUAAAGAUAAGGAUAUAAGAAAAUUCUUGGAUGGUAUCUAUGUC
Tupaia belangeri chinensis (Chinese tree shrew) is the source of this 810-nucleotide messenger RNA. Its product is annotated as 60S ribosomal protein L9. The transcript has a single exon. NCBI's taxonomy places the organism in Eukaryota, Metazoa, Chordata, Mammalia, Scandentia, Tupaiidae. The annotation marks the transcript as partial. Gene Ontology annotation, biological process: cytoplasmic translation. The record is from RefSeq and is a predicted model, not a curated record. Gene Ontology annotation, molecular function: rRNA binding; structural constituent of ribosome. Gene Ontology annotation, cellular component: cytosolic large ribosomal subunit; ribosome.